AUGCAAGUUGGUUUCGUAACAAUUACCUAUAUCUUGCUCUUUCCGGCUUACUUUGACUUCUCUUCGGAUUCCCAAGAUUGGCAUUCUACUGCCCAACAUUCCAACAUGGCAGACACCAACAUCAAAGACCGCUUGAGGUCGUUGGCAUUCAACCUACAGGAGGCCAGGGACGCUCUUCGCGGCAAGGCUGUCCCUGUGGCUCUUGGGUGA
Messenger RNA from Talaromyces amestolkiae, 210 nucleotides. RefSeq lists its product as uncharacterized. NCBI's taxonomy places the organism in Eukaryota, Fungi, Ascomycota, Eurotiomycetes, Eurotiales, Trichocomaceae. The coding region runs from base 1 to 210 and encodes 69 amino acids. The transcript has a single exon. The record is from RefSeq and is a predicted model, not a curated record.